Cervus elaphus (red deer) is the source of this 956-nucleotide messenger RNA. RefSeq names its product retinol binding protein 5 (gene RBP5). Lineage: Eukaryota; Metazoa; Chordata; Mammalia; Artiodactyla; Cervidae. Gene Ontology annotation, biological process: fatty acid transport. The coding region runs from base 234 to 641 and encodes 135 amino acids. The transcript is spliced from 5 exons. The record is from RefSeq and is a predicted model, not a curated record. Gene Ontology annotation, molecular function: fatty acid binding. Gene Ontology annotation, cellular component: cytosol; nucleus.
CAGCCCCCUCUGCAAUUUCUCUGCUUCCCUUCUCACUGUCCUGCAGGACAGGGUCCUGAACUCCAGCGUUGGGGCCCCAGCUCAGCAGAGCAGUGUGACGAAGCUGUGGGGGCCAGCUCGAGGAUUUUCUUCACUGGGGCUCCCAGCCAGCUGGCUGUCUGCACUUCUUUCCCCACCUCCUCCUCCCCUUCAUACCUUUUGGGAUCCCUGACCCAGCCCCAGGAUCUCAGACUAUGCCUCCCGACCUCACUGGCUACUACCGCUUCAUCUCUCAGAAGAACUUGGAGGACUACCUGCAAGCUCUGAAUAUCAACAUGGCUCUGCGGAAGAUUGCCCUGCUGCUCAAGCCGGACAAGGAAAUUGACCAGCGGGGCAACCACAUGACGGUGAAGACCCUCAGCACCUUCCGGAACUACAUUCUGGAAUUCGAGGUGGGAGUGGAGUUUGAGGAGGACCUGAGGAUCGUGGAUGGACGCAAGUGCCAGUCCAUAAUCACCUGGGAAGGGGAGCAGCUGGUUUGCGUGCAGAAAGGAGAGAUCCCUAACCGGGGCUGGCGACUCUGGCUGGAGGGAGAGAUGUUAUAUCAGGAAGUGACCGCACGGGAUGCAGUGUGCCAGUGUAUCUUCAGGAAGGUCAAGUAACCGGAGAGGAACUGAGGGCCCCCCUCCCCUCCUGGACCACAUGGGUCCCCAGAUUCCUCUUGCCUGUGUCCCCUUCAAACCCAGAUGGCCCCAGGUCAGCAGUCCCUGUCCCAGGCCGCUUACCCUGCCUCUGCAUCCCCCCUCCCCCGCCCCAUGUUAAUCUAUAACUUGCAGCCCCCGGGCCAAAGUCCUUUUCUUCUCACAUUCCACUGCCCAAUAGUGACCUCAUAUCCAGCUCAAGGUCUGGCCUCCUGGAUGAGAGAAACACGCAAAGGGAAAGGGCCUUUGAGAAUAAUGAACCUCCGCUCUCUUUCA